AUGGCACCUACUUCAAAAGCAGACAUCUCGCGCUUCACGCAGAGUCAGGAAUCUAAGUCGGGCCCAGCCCAGGCGCAGACCUCGAGUCAAAAGUCGGACGAAGACAGCUGGUCGCCCAAUCAGACCCUAUCUACACACAUGGACGCUACCGGUCAUCCCGUGCCGGACCCCGUCCUCGAGAGCAAGGGCCAGAAGUCCAAGGACUUUGACGACGACGCUGACGUGUUCGAGGCUAUGACGGCGGACUUUGACUAG
Messenger RNA from Penicillium maclennaniae, 255 nucleotides. RefSeq lists its product as uncharacterized. The record is from RefSeq and is a predicted model, not a curated record. The coding region runs from base 1 to 255 and encodes 84 amino acids. The transcript has a single exon. Lineage: Eukaryota; Fungi; Ascomycota; Eurotiomycetes; Eurotiales; Aspergillaceae.